This is a messenger RNA of Prunus mume (Japanese apricot), 1434 nucleotides long. Its product is annotated as 3-methyl-2-oxobutanoate hydroxymethyltransferase 1, mitochondrial. Gene Ontology annotation, biological process: pantothenate biosynthetic process. Lineage: Eukaryota; Viridiplantae; Streptophyta; Magnoliopsida; Rosales; Rosaceae. The record is from RefSeq and is a predicted model, not a curated record. Gene Ontology annotation, molecular function: magnesium ion binding; 3-methyl-2-oxobutanoate hydroxymethyltransferase activity. Gene Ontology annotation, cellular component: mitochondrion.
AGUCGUUCAACAAACAAAACCUUCUCUCACUCAUUCAUUUCCACUUGCUCAGUUAUAGGUGGCGCAGCCAAAACAAACCCCAAUAUCUCUCCUUCAAUCUCUCUCUACAACUUUAAAGAUGGCAUUUUACGCCGCCGUUUCGCGAGCCAAAGCGAUGUCGCGAGCCUUCUCUCCGAUCCUCCGUUGCAUGAGCAACAUACCGGAAAACACAGUCUACGGCGGCCCAAAGACGCAGAGCCCAGACCAGAGAGUGACGUUGACCCACUUGAAGCAAAAGCACAACAAAGGCGAGCCUAUCACCAUGGUCACCGCCUACGACUACCCUUCUGCGGUCCACCUGGACUCCGCCGGCAUCGACAUUUGCUUGGUCGGCGACUCGGCCGCCAUGGUGGUUCAUGGGUAUGACACCACCCUUCCUAUCACGCUUGAUGAAAUGCUUGUUCACUGCCGAGCCGUGGCUCGUGGCGCCAAGCGACCGCUUUUGGUUGGGGACUUGCCCUUUGGCUUCUAUGAGUCUAGCUGCAAUCAGGCUGUCGAUUCUGCGGUGAGGGUUUUAAAGGAAGGAGGAAUGGAUGCGAUCAAAUUAGAAGGAGGGUCACUUUCUAGAAUUACUGCAGCAAAAUCUAUCGUGGAAGCUGGAAUUGCUGUAAUGGGGCAUGUGGGACUUACUCCUCAGGCCAUUAGUGUUCUUGGGGGCUUUAGGCCUCAGGGAAGGAAUGUUGCUAGUGCUGUCAAGGUUGUGGAGACAGCACUGGCUUUGCAAGAAGCUGGGUGCUUUUCUGUUGUUUUAGAAUGUGUACCUCCACCAGUGGCAGCUGCUGCAACAUCUGCUCUUCAGAUUCCUACCAUUGGCAUUGGAGCAGGGCCUUUUUGCAGUGGGCAGGUGCUAGUUUACCAUGAUCUUCUUGGAAUGAUGCAACAUCCACAUCAUGCCAAGGUUACCCCAAAAUUCUGUAAGCAGUAUGCACAUGUUGGAGAAGUCAUUAAUAAAGCUCUAGUAGAGUACAAGGAAGAAGUGACCAGCGGGUCGUUUCCUGGCGCUGCCCACAGCCCGUAUAAAAUCAGUGCUGCUGAAGUUAAUGGCUUUUUAAGUGAGUUAACAAAGUUGGGUUUGGACAAGGCAGCACGUGCAGCAGCUGAAGCAGCUGAGAAGAUUAGUACAAGCAAAUAACCUACUGAAGGCAGCCCUGCAAGUGACUGAUAAUGGGCAAAACCCAGCAUAUUUGGUUGAAAGUUUCAUUACGAAGUAAAUGGCCACAGAAGAAUUUUGAAAGAGCGGGACAAUUUUCUCUUUGUAACAGUGAGGUAUCAAAAGUAUGCAGUUGGGUUCCGUUUUGAGUUGUAAAAGAAAAAUUGCUAUUGCAGAAAGUUGUGUUCAGAAUUUGGAAGCAACUUCAGAAAUAAGAUAUUUGAAGCCAUUUCCAUAUUUAUUCA